CCGCCUUCCGGCCAGAGUCGCCGGCAGAGUCUGGGCUGCUUUGGGUGCUGUGGCGGCUCCUCCACACAUGCAGGGAAGCACGAAAAGAAUGGGCAUCAUGACUGAUGUCCAUCGACGGUUCCUCCAGUUGCUUAUGACUCAUGGCGUGCUAGAGGAAUGGGAUGUUAAGCGCUUGCAGAAGCACUGCUACAAGGUCCAUGACAGCAAUGCUACCGUAGAGAAGUUGGAGGACUUCAUCAACAACAUUAACAGCGUCUUGGAGUCCUUGUACAUCGAGAUCAAGAAAGGAGUCACGGAAGAUGACGGGCGGCCCAUUUAUGCGCUGGUCAAUCUUGCUACAACUUCGAUUUCGAAAAUGGCCACAGAUUUUGCAGAGAAUGAACUAGAUCUGUUUAGAAAGGCCUUGGAACUGAUUAUUGACUCGGAAACUGGUUUUGCAUCUUCCACAAACAUUUUGAACCUGGUUGAUCAACUGAAAGGCAAGAAGAUGAGGAAGAAGGAAGCCGAGCAUGUGCUGCAGAAGUUUGUUCAGAGCAAGUGGCUGAUCGAGAAAGAAGGGGAGUUCACUCUGCACGGCCGGGCCAUCCUGGAGAUGGAGCAGUACAUCCGGGAGACCUACCCCGAUGCCGUGAAGGUCUGCAACAUCUGCCACGGCCUCCUCAUCCAGGGUCAGAGCUGUGAGACCUGUGGCAUCAGGAUGCACUUGCCUUGCGUGGCUAAGUACUUCCAGUCCAACCCUGAGCCGCGCUGUCCCCACUGUAAUGACUACUGGCCCCAUGAGAUACCAGAGGUCUUCAACCCUGAGAAGGAGAGGGAAGCUGGCGUCUCCAAAUCCAGCAAAAAGUCCUUGCGGUCCAGGCAGCAUUAGCCGGCGCGCCUGCUGGAGGUCCCUUGCCUACGUGGCCUGAGCGUCGAGGCCUCGUUCCAUGGAGACCUCGGUGUUUCCCGCCACACGCAGACCAGCUCCUCUGUUUCCUAUGUUCGUUGUUGACAGGUUUGGAAUAAAAGUGUUCUAAGGA
Messenger RNA from Sciurus carolinensis (gray squirrel), 1019 nucleotides. It is a transcript of the gene Nsmce1, whose product is annotated as NSE1 homolog, SMC5-SMC6 complex component. Gene Ontology annotation, biological process: DNA damage tolerance; double-strand break repair via homologous recombination. Bases 68 to 868 code for a protein of 266 amino acids. Gene Ontology annotation, molecular function: ubiquitin-protein transferase activity. Gene Ontology annotation, cellular component: nucleus; Smc5-Smc6 complex. The transcript has 8 exons. The record is from RefSeq and is a predicted model, not a curated record. NCBI's taxonomy places the organism in Eukaryota, Metazoa, Chordata, Mammalia, Rodentia, Sciuridae.